This is a messenger RNA of Chionomys nivalis (European snow vole), 6721 nucleotides long. RefSeq names its product STAG1 cohesin complex component (gene Stag1). Gene Ontology annotation, cellular component: chromatin; nucleus; cohesin complex. The transcript is spliced from 34 exons. NCBI's taxonomy places the organism in Eukaryota, Metazoa, Chordata, Mammalia, Rodentia, Cricetidae. Gene Ontology annotation, molecular function: chromatin binding. Gene Ontology annotation, biological process: sister chromatid cohesion. The record is from RefSeq and is a predicted model, not a curated record. Bases 267 to 4043 code for a protein of 1258 amino acids.
GCGGCGCCAUUGGCGUGUGGAAAAUGCCACCAGAUGGCGGGUUAGGAUUGCAGCUCCGUUGAAGGCGCGGCCCCCGCUCCCGAACCCCCGGCGACCACCCCGUAACAACCCCCCCACAUCGGGAAUAACACACCGGAGACUUUUGGGGGGAAACUAGGUCGACGGCCGACAGCGCCCGGAUGGGCAGCUGAGGCGUGCCCUUGAGAUCACACAACAAGUUAGAAUUAUAUAGACUUUUUUUGUAUUGUGGAAUAACCUCUCCAGCAAUGAUAACUUCAGAGUUACCAGUGUUGCAGGAUGCAACUAAUGAAACUACUGCCCAUUCUGAUGCUGGCAGCGAACUUGAAGAAACAGAGAUCAAAGGAAAACGAAAAAGGGGUCGUCCUGGCCGGCCUCCAUCUACAAAUAAGAAACCUCGAAAAUCCCCAGGAGAAAAGAGCAGAACUGAAGCUGGGUUUAGAGGACUAGGUCGUGGAAGAGCUAAUGGACACCCUCAACAGAACGGGGAAGGAGAUCCUGUCACAUUGUUUGAGGUGGUGAAACUGGGGAAAAGUGCAAUGCAGUCCGUGGUGGAUGACUGGAUUGAAUCAUAUAAACAAGACAGGGACAUCGCACUUCUGGAUUUAAUCAACUUUUUUAUCCAGUGUUCAGGAUGUCGAGGUACUGUCAGAAUAGAGAUGUUUCGAAAUAUGCAGAAUGCAGAAAUCAUCAGAAAAAUGACUGAAGAAUUUGAUGAGGACAGUGGUGACUACCCCCUUACCAUGCCUGGCCCUCAAUGGAAAAAAUUCCGUUCCAAUUUUUGUGAAUUUAUUGGAGUCCUGAUUCGACAAUGUCAGUAUAGCAUAAUUUAUGAUGAAUAUAUGAUGGACACCGUAAUCUCCCUUUUGACUGGUUUAUCAGAUUCCCAGGUCAGAGCUUUUAGGCAUACAAGUACUCUUGCUGCCAUGAAGCUGAUGACUGCUCUGGUGAAUGUUGCCUUAAACCUCAGUAUUCAUCAGGAUAAUACACAGAGGCAGUAUGAAGCUGAAAGAAAUAAAAUGAUUGGGAAGAGAGCCAAUGAAAGGCUGGAGUUACUACUUCAGAAACGUAAAGAGCUUCAAGAAAACCAAGAUGAAAUUGAAAAUAUGAUGAACUCUAUUUUUAAGGGUAUAUUUGUUCAUAGAUACCGUGAUGCAAUUGCUGAGAUUCGAGCCAUUUGUAUCGAAGAAAUUGGAGUAUGGAUGAAAAUGUAUAGUGAUGCCUUCCUAAAUGACAGUUACCUGAAAUAUGUAGGAUGGACUCUUCAUGAUAGGCAAGGGGAAGUCAGACUGAAGUGUUUGAAAGCUCUACAAAGCCUGUAUACCAAUAGAGAAUUAUUCCCCAAAUUGGAGCUAUUUACGAAUCGAUUCAAGGAUCGCAUUGUAUCAAUGACUCUUGAUAAAGAAUACGAUGUUGCUGUGGAAGCAAUCCGAUUGGUUACUCUGAUACUUCAUGGAAGUGAAGAAGCUCUCUCCAAUGAAGACUGUGAAAAUGUGUACCAUUUGGUGUAUUCAGCUCAUCGCCCUGUUGCUGUGGCAGCUGGAGAGUUUCUUCACAAAAAGCUGUUUAGCAGACACGAUCCACAAGCAGAGGAAGCAUUAGCAAAGAGGAGAGGAAGGAACAGUCCAAAUGGGAACCUCAUUAGGAUGCUUGUUCUUUUCUUUCUUGAAAGUGAGUUACAUGAACAUGCAGCCUACUUGGUGGACAGUUUGUGGGAGAGCUCUCAAGAACUGUUGAAAGACUGGGAAUGUAUGACAGAGUUGCUCUUAGAAGAACCUGUUCAAGGAGAGGAAGCAAUGUCUGACCGUCAAGAGAGUGCUCUUAUAGAGCUAAUGGUUUGUACAAUUCGCCAAGCUGCUGAGGCACAUCCUCCAGUGGGAAGGGGCACCGGCAAGAGAGUGCUAACAGCCAAAGAAAGGAAAACUCAAAUUGAUGACAGAAACAAAUUAACUGAGCAUUUUAUCAUUACACUUCCUAUGUUACUAUCAAAGUAUUCUGCAGAUGCAGAGAAGGUAGCAAACUUGCUACAAAUUCCGCAGUAUUUUGAUCUAGAAAUCUACAGCACGGGUAGGAUGGAAAAGCACCUGGAUGCUUUAUUAAAACAGAUUAAGUUUGUUGUAGAGAAACAUGUAGAAUCAGAUGUUCUAGAAGCCUGCAGUAAAACCUACAGCAUUUUAUGCAGUGAAGAGUAUACCAUCCAGAAUAGAGUUGAUAUCGCUCGGAGCCAGCUGAUUGAUGAAUUUGUAGAUCGAUUCAAUCAUUCUGUGGAAGAUCUGUUGCAAGAGGGUGAAGAAGCUGAUGAUGAUGAUAUCUACAACGUUCUUUCUACCUUAAAGCGUUUAACUUCUUUUCACAAUGCUCAUGAUCUCACUAAAUGGGAUUUAUUUGGCAAUUGCUAUAGACUAUUGAAGACUGGGAUUGAACAUGGAGCCAUGCCAGAACAGAUAGUCGUACAAGCACUGCAGUGUUCCCAUUACUCGAUUCUUUGGCAGCUGGUGAAAAUUACUGACGGUUCCCCUUCCAAAGAAGAUUUGUUGGUAUUGAGGAAAACAGUGAAAUCUUUUUUGGCUGUUUGCCAACAGUGCCUAUCUAAUGUUAAUACUCCUGUUAAGGAACAGGCUUUCAUGCUGCUCUGUGAUCUUUUAAUGAUUUUUAGCCACCAGUUAAUGACAGGUGGCAGAGAGGGCCUUCAACCUUUGGUGUUUAAUCCAGAUACUGGACUCCAAUCUGAACUCCUCAGUUUUGUGAUGGAUCACGUUUUCAUUGAUCAAGAUGAGGAAAACCAAAGCAUGGAGGGUGAUGAAGAAGAUGAAGCUAAUAAAAUUGAAGCCUUACAUAAAAGAAGGAACCUACUUGCUGCCUUCAGCAAACUUAUCAUUUAUGAUAUUGUUGACAUGCAUGCAGCUGCAGACAUCUUUAAACACUACAUGAAGUAUUACAAUGACUAUGGUGAUAUCAUUAAGGAAACCCUGAGUAAAACCAGGCAGAUUGAUAAAAUUCAGUGUGCUAAGACCCUCAUUCUCAGUCUGCAACAGUUAUUCAAUGAACUUGUUCAAGAACAAGGUCCUAAUCUGGAUAGGACAUCUGCCCACGUUAGUGGUAUUAAAGAACUGGCACGUCGCUUUGCCCUUACAUUUGGAUUGGACCAGAUCAAGACCCGAGAAGCAGUUGCCACGCUUCACAAGGAUGGAAUAGAGUUUGCCUUCAAAUACCAGAAUCAGAAAGGGCAAGAAUAUCCACCUCCUAAUCUGGCUUUUCUUGAAGUACUAAGUGAAUUUUCUUCUAAACUUCUUCGACAGGACAAGAAGACUGUUCAUUCGUAUCUAGAGAAAUUCCUCACUGAGCAGAUGAUGGAAAGGAGGGAGGAUGUGUGGCUUCCACUCAUUUCCUAUAGAAAUUCAUUAGUCACUGGGGGUGAAGAUGAUAGAAUGUCUGUGAACAGUGGAAGCAGCAGCAGUAAAACUUCCUCAGUCAGAAGUAAAAAAGGAAGACCCCCACUACACAGAAAGCGAGUAGAAGAUGAAAGUAUGGAUAACACGUGGCUAAAUAGGACUGAUACCAUGAUUCAGACUCCUGGAGCCCUGCCAACCCCACAGCUCACCUCCACUGUGCUUAGAGAGAACAGCCGCCCCAUGGGAGAACAGAUCCAGGAACCUGAGUCUGAACAUGGUUCUGAACCAGACUUUUUACACAAUCCCCAGAUGCAGAUCUCAUGGUUAGGCCAGCCGAAGUUAGAAGACUUGAAUCGAAAGGACAGAACAGGAAUGAACUACAUGAAAGUGAGAGCUGGAGUAAGGCAUGCUGUUCGGGGUCUAAUGGAGGAAGACGCUGAGCCCAUCUUUGAAGAUGUGAUGAUGUCAUCACGGAGUCAGUUAGAAGACAUGAAUGAAGAAUUUGAAGACACCAUGGUUAUUGAUUUGCCCCCAUCAAGAAAUCGACGAGAAAGAGCUGAGCUGAGGCCAGACUUCUUUGAUUCUGCAGCUAUCAUAGAAGAUGAUUCAGGAUUUGGAAUGCCUAUGUUCUGAAGUCUGAAGAAAAUUUACAAAUCUGGAACUCUAUUAUUUAGAGCUAGAGGCCUAUAUACUGUGAUAGCUUGUAUGGGGGAAGAAACACUUUUGAUGUGAUCUGAUUUGUUUUGUAAUCAAAUGAUUAAAGGUUGGUCCCUUUUGCAGUGACAGAGCAGCAUGUCAGUAACCCACGGAAAUGUUGGUGAAUGUCACCUCGGAAAGACUGACCAAAAAAUUCAUUUGUACUCUAAUGUUGGACUUAUCUCAGUACAGAUGUGUGUGUGCUUUUCUGAAAGGAGGAAGAUAUUUUAAAUUUUUAAAACAGCUGUCAAAAUAAACACUGUUAUACACCUGUUUUAUGAAAAUUCAGCAUUGAGUAAAAAAAUAUUUUUAACUUUAUUUUCCUGUUGUACAAUUUAAAAACCGUUUUAACAUUUUGCCUUUUUAUGUUUUAAAAGCUAACCAUUUUUAUUAAAUAUGAGUAAGCAGCUCGUUCUAAUCGCCGAAGAGUGUUUUUGGAGCUCACUGGAUUUGGUUGACCAUAUAAAACAGAAACAUUGAUGGAACAGAGCAUGGACAAACUAAAAUAGAGUUCUAACAUCGUGCAUCUCUGCCAAAAACCACACACCCUCUAUGGAUGGAUGUGAAUUCCCAGAUUUUAUAUACUCUUGAAUAAAAAGGUUUAUUUUUAUUUAUAAGUGGGCAUAAAAUAAAUGUCCAUGCAGCCAUUUUUCCAACAGAUGCUGUACACCGUUCAUUUUAUAUAGAAUAGGGAGAUUCAAAUACAGUGCAUUUUCUAUUGGUCUUUGUUCUGUGCAUUUUUAGCAACUUCUACCAGCAAAUAAAGUAUUCUCAGUAAAACAAAAAUGGUUCUCAAGUCAUCGGUCUUGGUGUUUCUAACCACUUGUUUCAUGCCCUGCCAAAGUCAACUUACACAGAAUUCCAUUUCCGUGAAAAGUUUAUUUGCUAUUCAGAAGUAAUUUGAAGACAUGUAGCUGUCUUCUUCCCAUGCAUUGAGUAUAUCCUGAACCCACUAAUUUUGUGAAUUUGUUUACCAAUCAUAGAAGUAUGUGCUGCAUAGAAGUCUGUGCUUAGAGGGUUACCUUGAAAUACAACUACAUUUCAGUGUUAAGUGUGCAUAUUAAGAAAAAUUCUUUUGGAGAAAGAAAUUCUGAAUCUUCAGGACAGUCUUCAGUGGUUUAGAGUUACAGUCUGCUUACUUUUAUGACUUGCUAUUGUUUUUUAAAAGCCCACUUAAUUUUUUCCUGAUUUUAAUGUAAGCCUCCAAAUUUCCAAACCAGUCCAUCCACAGCUGUUUCUGGGCUGGUUUUUAAAGUAGCUGCAACAGAAUCAAGAGGCUUUCCCUUUUUACCAAAAAUGAAAUGCAGUUUUUAAAAAGUAUGUGAACUCUGAUUUAUCUUUUGUGUGGGAAAGCAAAACAUGAUUUUAUUCAUCCUUUUAGUAGACAAGGUUUUUCUCAACAUUGUACAGUUUGGAGGAAAAAAACAAAACAAAAAAACAAAAGAAAGAAAACUUGGUCACCAAAAAUGUUUUACCUACUAUCUCAGCAAGUCCUAGGCUCCAGUUAAGAGAUCUAGGGCCUUACUCUCUCCUAGAAAUGUGGGCUCACUGGAACUGAGGGGCAGGGAUGAAUGAACUGUUCACCACAGCCCUGCCUGACUAUGGUUCUGGCCAGGGACCCAUCUGUGAGGGGCCCUGGAAUAAGCACAGACUAAUCCUCUGUUUGAUUGACACAUGCUGAUUUAGAAUUACAGACUACCAUGCACCAACAAGGCUUCAUCUCCAAUGGGUUUCCAAGUUCAGUUUGAAGUCAAUCAAAUUUUUGUAUUUUCAGUGUCUCCUUGAUUGAUUUUGCUAGUAAUUCUGUAAAUUGUACAUUUGCAAUAUGAAGUUUUUUUUUUCCUUUUGUACAAUUUGAAACUGAUGCUUCACCUUUCCUUUAAUAAACUAUUCAAAAUCAGGCUUGUGGGAGUCAUCCUGUUGUUGCUCCUGGGCAAGGUUUAAGGAGACUUUCCUUCCCUGUGCCCUUGGGACUUUGUUCUUUCAGAUAAUUUGUCACACACAGCAAAGAGUUUCGUGUUAGUGUUUUUGGUAGGUUUUGUUUUGAGACAGGGUCUCACUUCAGAUCAGACUAGCCUCAAACUCACAGAUCUGCUCCCAGAUACUGGGAGUAAACAUUUACCACCACACCAGGCUAAGAUGUUUUAUUUUUAAGAAAAAAAAAUGAGAAUUGUUCACAAGUUUUUAAUUGCUCAGGUUUCCCUAUAAAGAAUGAUAAGGCCAAGUCCUCUUUCCUCCUCCCUAAGCUCCUGUGGCGUUGCUCCUAGCAGCAGCCCUUCGGCAAUUUCCAAAAUUCUGCAUUCCUGCAAAAGUGAAAGUUUCUUUUACCAUUGGUGCCAGACCUCACUCUAAAGCAAAGUAACAACCUAAAUUGUUUAUGACGUGGCCAUGUCCUUUGUUCAAAGGUCAUUAAGUAGCCAAAAUGCCAAUGUAGAAAAGGUAAGGACAUGGGAGAUAGAUACAUCAACAAGGGGAUCUAUGUUUAGACAUCUGGAACAGAUGAAUCUGAGCUUUGACAUGAGUAGUCUGCCACUCUGUUUUGGCACCCAGGUAAGAGUCCAUCAUUAACAGAACAGUAUAUGUAUUAUUUACGGACAUGUCAGACACAUCACUAA